This is a messenger RNA of Daphnia magna, 2719 nucleotides long. RefSeq lists its product as uncharacterized. The record is from RefSeq and is a predicted model, not a curated record. Gene Ontology annotation, molecular function: signaling receptor binding. NCBI's taxonomy places the organism in Eukaryota, Metazoa, Arthropoda, Branchiopoda, Diplostraca, Daphniidae. The coding region runs from base 1095 to 1835 and encodes 246 amino acids. The transcript is spliced from 4 exons.
GAUGGGGAGGUGGUGAUGUUGCCACCCAGUAUCGGUCAGUUGCAGUCAAGACCGUUCGAGCGUUUAGACCUGCGCUUCACUUUGUCCCGUUUCAAACUGAAUUUACGUCCCGUCUGGCCAGCAGUUGUGUACGCUCGCGUGUGUCUCUGUGUGUGUGUGUGUGUGUGAGAGAGUGAGUGUUGUGUGUUGCAAACCAAAAGAAGAGACUGCGACGAACGUAUCGAUAAUGAACAAUCCGCAUCGCUCGCGAUCAUGACGGACAAUCGUCACAUGGUGGUCAUCAACAUUGUUGGCUAAUCAUUUCUUUCUUUUGCUUUCGAAAAUUGAUUGGUUGCCUUCUUUUCGAGGAAUUGAAACGUGGGGUUUCAUUGAAGAACAAGUGAAAACUGACGAGAGUGCAUAGGGGCUUUUAAAAGAAAACUUUGCAUACGACUUGCACAUUCAAAAGCCAAUGAUUGCACUCGUAUGAACGUGAUGCUACGCGUGGGGAUGAUGACGAGAUCGCCGCAUCAAAAUGCUCAUAACAAGUUACAAACGCGGUGGUAACGGUUAAAUAACAAGAAGAGAAGAAGAAGAAGAAAAAAAGGAGGAGAGGAGGGCAAAAAAAAAAAAAAAAAGAUUUUUUUUUUUUUUCAACCGCGGAAGAAAAAAGGGCAAGGAUCGCGACGUCCGUUCCAGUUCGGAUAUAACCGCGACGGCCAGCGCUUCCAGCUUUCCACACCUCCUUCAUCAUUUAAACUUGUUUUAUUUCUUUGGAUUUAAAAGUUUGAAGAGAGAAAAUAAUAUAUUUCCUCGCUCUUCAUCUCGACACAAAAAAAAAAAAAAAAAAACAAAAGAAUUCACAUGAGACGGACGGACUAUUAUCUCAUCUCGAAUCAGUGCCAAACGAAAUUCUAUCGUGGACCCAAAGGCAAAACGACGCGAAAAAGAAGCGCCAAAUUCAAAGUGCACGUUACCGAUAACAGAUAACACACACUUGACAGUGUUGUUCGAUUUCAAACAAAUCCCAUUUGAAAACAAAAAGAAAGAAAAAAACAAAAAACAAACGCGACAUUGAGUAACUUCCUUCUUCAUUUGUUUCGGGACGACGGACCAUGAGGCUAGCCAUCGUCUGCUUGAUUGCGGCAAUCAUGCUCGUCACUGCGGCCUUUGCUAGAUCUUCUAGUCACAAAGAGGGGAAACGUCAUCAUCACACGCAACAGCCAAAACAGCAACAGACCAUCGACGUGAGGAGGCAGCUGGAUCGUAGCUGGAACAACAUUUCCACGUUUCCUAUCAUUGAUGAAGAGGACAUCACGCAAAGCAUAGCGCCUCAGCCGACCACCAGAGUUAGCGGAGGUGGUAAGAAGAAGAAAAGCGGUGGUGGGAAAAACAAACAAGAAUGGGGCAAAAAACACAAACGGAAGAUGGCCUCGCUUCAAACAAUGGCCGAACAAGAUCGUCGACUCUCUCUUAUGCACCUGCCCAGGCUGCCCGCCGCCACAUCGACGUCUGCCCGAUUCGCGGAGCAGAAAAGCCAGUCGACCGGCUUGGAAUGUUGCCCAACCAUCGUCGAAAUGGUCCAGCCCAGUGGCGGGACUAACAUGGAAGGUCACGUGGUAGAACUGUACCGACACGGAGACCUGGACCAGCGAAUCUACGAACAUUCAUGUCGGCCGGACGUGCUCAAUCAGCCAUGCCGUUUCGUCGAAAAACUUUUACGUCCGCUAUCGCGCUGCGUUCAGCAGUUCUCCUUUACCUACGCCGUCGUCUCUGACCAUCCGGCAGGAGAGGAAUGGCGACUCGACUACAUUCGCAUCCGCAAUGGAUGCUCUUGCGAAAUUCAACCGCCCUAGACAAGAACAGCACGAAACCUUUGCAAAUUGCUUUGCCCUGGAGCAAACCAGAUUUUGUUUUUCUAAUUCUAUUCUUUCAAGAAACGUGGGGAGCGAUCAGCGAGACGCAUCAUAAACAAAGGUGAUGUCCUUUAAUCAAUUACCUCGUCGCUGGUGAUUACAGUCGCGAGCAAAAAGACUGCAAAAGUCGUCCAACAUUUAGAAAAGUUUUAUAAGGAAAACUAAUAAGGAGUGUUCAAUAAAAGGAAAGAUGGAGCAAAAAUGUGGACACAAUAUAAAUUCCAAAAUGAAUUGUAAAAGACACAUGGUCAUAUACUACUUGUACGCUUCAAUGUCCAGAAAUCUUUAGGAACACAUGAUAAUGUCAGUCUAUUCCAGACUUCUCAGUUUUUUUCCCAAUUGUAUUGUACAUAUUUUUACUCUUCACUUUUGUUCAAACAAAAUUUAAUGAUAUUCUUUCUUGGUUAAUAUCGAUCUGGUGAUUGCCAUCACAAAGCCAGUAUCUACUCCCUUGAAAAAGAUAUGAUUGUAUGUAUAACUAACUUUCAUCUGUACUGACAAAAGAAAUCAGUUUUUCUCAUAAAUGUGGAUAUUACACGUCCUGUUAAAGUAAAAGAUGAUGGCCCUCAAUUCAAAACAAUGUAAGGAUAACUGUUAUAUCCAGACCAAAACUACUUCCAAACAUGAAAGAACUCAUUCGUUACACUUGUCAAUGUAAGCAGACACGAAAUGAAAAUCAAAGGAACCCAGAAGCUUAUCAACUUGGUGUUUAGUAAACAUGCUGUAGCUUGCACAAAGUUUUAGCUAACACAAUGACUCAGUGUUUCUGGUAACCAUGAGCCAACAUUGUAGAGAGAAGAGGUAAUAAAACUGUUAUCAUCCUA